AUGAGAAUAGAGUCGAGCACAUUUCAGAACGGACGGGGACAGCUGCUGCACUGUGUGCAGUACGUACCCCCUGGAACUCCCAAGGCUCUGCUCAUAUUUCAUCAUGGAUACGGGGAGCACACUGGAAGAUACGAAUACGUGUUCAAGCUGCUGGCAGAUGCCGGCAUAGCGCUGCAUGCCUAUGACUGCCACGGCCACGGCCGCUCCGAACCCACUAGUCAGCGCGACCGUGCGCUGAUCUGGAAAUUUCAGCAUCUGGUGGAUGACUUGUUGGCGUUCUCCAAGGAUGUGAAGCUUCAGUACAGCAGCCGCAUACCUAUAUUCGUGGGCGGGCAGAGCAUGGGAUCUCUGGUAGCGCUGCAUGCAGUGCUGCGUGAUCAGAGCCCCUGGGAUGGCAUCAUUCUGGGUACAGCUACCAUCCACGUAGAGAUGACUUGGUAUCUCAGGAUGCAGGCCAUGGUGGGCAAUCUGCUGGCCACAGCCAUUCCCAGAGCAAGGAUAGUGCCCGCAGUGAGAGGAGAGGACAUGAGCGCCGAUGCAGCCACGAUCCGAGUGAUGGAGGAGGAUCCCUACAACAAUCUGGGGAACCUCAGAGCGCGCACAGCCAAUGAGAUCCUGAAGGCCUUUGGGCAUGUGGCGAGGCUUGAGAGCUCGCUGCAUCUGCCCAUCUAUGCUCACCAUGGCACCCAGGACAGGCUAGCAGACCUCCAGGCGGUGAAGAGGCUGUUGAGGAAUGCCAGCAGCAGGGAUGUGACGCUGUUUGAGGUGGAGGGUGGAUACCACGAGCUCUUCAUGGGACCAGAAAAGGACAUUGUGAUGCAGCGCAUGAUCCAGUGGCUGCUGCAGCAUGCAGACUUUGCCUCUACUGCAGCCAAAAACGCCAACAAUAAUCCCUAG
Molecule: messenger RNA, 897 nt
Organism: Coccomyxa subellipsoidea C-169
Lineage: Eukaryota; Viridiplantae; Chlorophyta; Trebouxiophyceae; Coccomyxaceae
Product: alpha/beta-hydrolase
Exons: 6
Coding region: 1-897 (298 amino acids)
Cellular component (GO): membrane
Molecular function (GO): lipase activity
Source: RefSeq, a predicted model, not a curated record